Molecule: messenger RNA, 1065 nt
Organism: Dibothriocephalus latus
Lineage: Eukaryota; Metazoa; Platyhelminthes; Cestoda; Diphyllobothriidea; Diphyllobothriidae
Source: the annotation of a GenBank genome assembly
UUGCAGUCUGUAAAGAAGCCAGGCCCAGAAUGGGAAACAGAAUGCAACUCUGAUCUUGAUCCAGAUAAACUUGAAUCUGCUGCAGAAAUCGGCUCAGGUGGCCUAUAUGAUCGGGUCUCCACUGUACCACCAGCUUCCACUGAUUCCCAAGAGAGUUUUCGGUCUGCAACGAAGCCAGGUCCAGAACGGGAAACAGAAUGCAACUCUGAUCUUCAUCCAGAUAAACUUGAAUCUGCUGCAGAAAUCGGCUCAAGUGGCCUCUGUGAUCGGGUCUCCACUGUACCACCAGCUUUUGCUGAUUCCCAAGACAGUUUUCCAGCUCAGCGCGCGACAGAACGUAGGUUGGAGGAAUGCCGGUCCGAGGCAGCAGGAACAACAGCGACGACAGUGGCAGAUCAACCUGCUGUCGGAACGGAUUUCACAGAAGCUAACAGUGUAUCGAAGUCUCUCGGGCAGGCGCGAGAUGCCCAAAACCCUUUUGCUGUGGAUUUCAGCACCACGCAUCUCAUGCAGGCUAUUCGACACGAUCUGGACCUGGUAGCCGUUGAUCUAACCGCUUUUGAGGCUAUGGUUGAGGGCUUGGCCUGUAAGACACCAGAUGAUGUUGCGCUGAAGCAGUUGCGUGCCACUCGUGACCGCCUCGAGGGACAGCAGCGAAGACUGGAAGCCUACAUCGGAACUUUCGUGGACAAAAUGGAUCCGAAGUCAGGAGGCAUUGAGGAAAAGCAGGCAGCGCUUGCUGAGCUGAUGCGAGUGAACGAAAAGAUUCAGGAUUCUGUCAGGCAGUUCCGCUCAUUCGAGAAAAUGCUCUAUCGCGAGAAUGAAAAGUCUGCAACGAAGCUAGGCUCACAACGGGAAACAGAGUGCAAAUCUGACCUUGACGCCGGUAAACUUAAAUCUGCCGCAGAAAUUGGCUCAAAUGCCCUCUCCACUGUACCACCAGCUUACACUGAUUCCCAAGAGAGUAUUCCGCAGCUCAUAUUCUGCUUCUGGGAUGUAAUUCAACUCUAUUUUGCCACGUGGUCAUCCAACUGCGUGUUUGCAAGAUGCAGUUUGGAGAUGUGA